GUCACUGUGGUGAGUGCGCGCAUGCGCAGUGGCUCAGCGUUGAGACUCCAUUCCAGUGUGUCGGUGAGGGUUCCCCGAGCCUGGCAUCCUGAACAGCUGUCCGCUGCUGAGCUCACUUCACCUGCUCCUCAAACAAAAACAACUGGACCAUGAGCGGAGACCACGGACACGGAGGCUCCCAGGUCAAUUCGGGAUCCAAAGGAGGCGACUCUCACAAACAUAAAGACAAGCACAAAGACAAGGAACACCGACACAAAGACCACAAGAGAGACAAGGAGCGGGAGAAAUUCAAGCACAGCAACAGCGAGCAUAAGGAACAACCCGAGAAGAAACACAGAGACAAAGACAAGGAGAAGCUGAGGCACAGUGAAAAAGAGAAGAGAGAAAAGGACAAAGAGAGGAGGAGAGAAGAGAAGAUCAAAUCAUCCCAUGCAGACAAGCCCAAAAAGGAGAAAGAGAACGGAUAUGUAAGAAACACAAGCCCGGUCGCCAUUAAGAGCGAGCCCGAGGAAGACAACGGCUUCUACCCCUCUCCCCAACACAACAAGAUCUCCAAACGGGAGUAUGACGAUGAAGAAUUUGACUACAAGCCCAAAAAGGUCAAGACGGAACACGACAAAAAGGCGAAGAAGAGGAAACACGAGUAUGAAGACGAUGAGGAGGAUGAGGACAUCAAGCCCAAAAAGAAGACAAAAGACCGAAAGGCAGCAGAAGGAAAGAAAGCCAAAAAAGAGGAAGAGGAGAAGUGGAAAUGGUGGGAGGAGGAAAGAUCCACCGAUGGCUCCAAAUGGCGCUUCCUUGAACAUAAAGGUCCAGUGUUCGCACCACCGUACGAACCCUUGCCUGGCAAAGUCCGAUUUUACUAUGAUGGUAAGCCUAUGAAACUUAGUGCUGGUGCCGAGGAGGUAGCUACAUUCUUUGCCAAGAUGUUGGAUCAUGAAUAUACCACAAAGGACAUCUUCAGGAAGAACUUCUUGAAGGACUGGAGGAAGGAAAUGACAUCAGAGGAGAAGUCAAAGAUCAGCGACCUUAACAAGUGCAACUUUGGCGAGAUGAGUGAGUACUUCAAGGCCCAAUCAGAAGCCAGGAAACAGAUGUCGAAAGAAGAGAAACAGAAAAACAAAGAGGAGAACGAGCGACUCCUCCAGGAGUACGGCUUCUGCAUCAUGGACAAACACAAGGAGAGGAUCGGAAACUUCCGCAUCGAGCCACCGGGUCUCUUCCGAGGACGAGGCGACCAUCCGAAGAUGGGCAUGCUGAAGCGCCGCAUCAGACCUGAAGACAUCAUUAUUAACUGUAGCAAGGACUCCAAGCAUCCUAAACCUCCCCCGGGGACAAAAUGGAAAGAGGUGCGCCAUGAUAACAAGGUGACCUGGCUGGCGUCUUGGACCGAGAACAUCCAGGGCUCCAUCAAGUACAUCAUGUUGAAUCCCAGCUCCAGGAUUAAGGGGGAGAAGGACUGGCAGAAAUAUGAGACCGCCCGACGGUUGAAGAAGUGUGUGGAUCGCAUCCGGAACCAGUAUAGAGAUGACUGGAAAUCAAAGGAGAUGAGGAUCAGGCAGAGAGCUGUGGCACUGUAUUUCAUAGACAAAUUGGCACUGAGGGCUGGGAAUGAAAAGGAGGAAGGCGAGACAGCGGACACAGUUGGCUGUUGCUCGCUGCGGGUGGAGCACAUCAAACUGUACCCCAAGAUGGACGACCAGGAGUACGUGGUGGAGUUUGACUUCUUGGGGAAAGACUCCAUCCGGUACUACAACAAGAUCCCAGUGGAGAAGAGGGUUUUCAAAAACCUCCAGUUGUUUCUGGAGAACAAGCAGCCAGAAGACGACCUCUUCGACAGACUGAAUACGUCUAUUCUUAAUAAACACCUGCAGGAGCUGAUGGAUGGACUGACGGCCAAGGUGUUCCGUACCUACAACGCCUCCAUCACCCUGCAGCAGCAGCUCAAGGAGCUUUCCUGCUCUGAUGACAGCAUCCCUGCUAAGAUCCUGUCCUACAAUCGAGCCAACCGGGCGGUGGCCAUCCUCUGUAACCACCAGAGAGCUCCUCCCAAAACCUUCGAGAAGUCCAUGCAAAACCUUCAGACCAAGAUUGACGAGAAGCAAAAUCAACUGUCAGCAGCCAGGAAGCAGCUGAAGGCUGCGAAGGCUGAUCACAAGGCCUCCCACGAUGACAGGAGCAAAAAGGCUGUGGAGGUGAAGCGUAAAGCCGUCCAGAGGAUAGAGGAGCAGCUGAUGAAGCUCCAGAUGCAGGCCACGGACAGAGAGGAGAACAAGCAAAUUGCUUUGGGCACGUCCAAGCUCAACUACCUGGAUCCACGUAUCUCCGUUGCAUGGUGCAAGAAGUGGGCUGUUCCCAUCGAGAAGAUCUACAACAAAACCCAGAGAGAGAAGUUCGCUUGGGCAAUUGACAUGGCCGAAAAGGACUAUGAGUUUUAAAUACACUUAAUAUUUUACCUUUUUAUAAUAACUCCACCUAUGUGACCGAGCUGGCAACGGGUGCCGCUCUUCACUCUUCAAAAAGAGAGAAAGAAAAAAAACAAAUCACAGUAGUGUGUAUGUAGCCGCAGGUACCUGUCCAUGAUCACACACCUAUGAACAAAUUAGUAUUAUCUAUGGUCAGAUAUAUACGACUGUACUGACAUUUUUAAGCCAUCAGAUUUAUUGAGAAAUUCUAUAUUCUCAUAGAAUAAUGAACUAAGAAAGGUUUGAAUGGGAGCUUGUGAGGAACAACAUGAGAGAGAUAACGAUGUGAUGAAUUUCAAUUUGUGGAAUUUUAGUGUGUAAGAUUGGCACAAUGAAAUGAGCCCCACAGACAAUAGAAGUCAUACCACUAUGCUCAUGUAAUUAUUAGCACACAGAAUGUCUUUUUUUUUUUCUGUUUAUUUCAGGGAUGUACAAAUUUUUUUGUCAUUUUUCAGUAACUGCGAUCCAUGUUUUUUUUUCUUUUUCAAUGUGUGCUGUAUGCAUUAUCAACAAAAAGCUCUUCAUUGCUCAUAUGCAACUUGUGUGUCUGUGCGUGAAUGUGUGUGUGUUUGUGUAUGUGUGUGUGUUUGUGUGUGUGUGUGUGUGUGUGUGUGUGUGUGUGUGUUUGUGUGUGAGUGAGUGAGUGAGUGUUUCCACAGUUUUACAGUAAGUGAGAUGUAACAUUCCCUUUUGGUUACUUGAAGCAGCUGAGGUACAGCAUCAUGUUUUGUGUCCGAGCUAAAAGAGACAGAUGUUUUUCUAGGAGGGAUGUGGAUUUUGCCAAAAAAAAAGAGAGGAAGAAAUCACAGAGGUCAAUCAUUGUAGUGUACUCUUUUUUUGUAUUGCUGUGAUUAAGCAGAAUGUGUCUUCUUUAAAUUGAAUUCCAAAUGUGAAACGAUAACUUGUAUAACUUUUGUCCUGAAUAUUUCCUGCUAUUUAAACAUUGAUCACACAACUCCCAAUUGGCUAGUUGGCCCAAUGCGUUCUUGUUUUAAGCUUUGUAGUCUUCAGAAUAAAAACAUCAACCAUG
Messenger RNA from Scophthalmus maximus (turbot), 3495 nucleotides. It is a transcript of the gene top1b, whose product is annotated as DNA topoisomerase Ib. The transcript is spliced from 21 exons. Gene Ontology annotation, biological process: DNA replication; DNA topological change; chromosome segregation. Lineage: Eukaryota; Metazoa; Chordata; Actinopteri; Pleuronectiformes; Scophthalmidae. The record is from RefSeq and is a predicted model, not a curated record. Bases 150 to 2438 code for a protein of 762 amino acids. Gene Ontology annotation, molecular function: DNA topoisomerase type I (single strand cut, ATP-independent) activity; DNA binding. Gene Ontology annotation, cellular component: nucleolus; chromosome.